Ectocarpus sp. CCAP 1310/34 is the source of this 1226-nucleotide messenger RNA. The record is from the annotation of a GenBank genome assembly. NCBI's taxonomy places the organism in Eukaryota, Phaeophyceae, Ectocarpales, Ectocarpaceae.
AUGCUGUGUGCCGCCUGCGCAGCAGCAGCAUCCCGCGGGCAGCCGGUGGGGCUCCGUGGUCUGACCACCGUUUCAAAUGUCGUCAAUGCCUACCACGCACCAGACCCAUUUUCCGCCGUCCCCCUAAUCUCGCCGCUUGCCUCCGACGGGAACGCUGCACGGCAAAGAGGUGCUCAAUCAACGACGCAUCAGAUCUGUUGCUAUUGUCACGUGUGCCCAAUCAUGGAGGACGAAUGGUACUCGGGAGCUGAUACAACCGAUGGGACCGGCGGCGGUGGUGGAGGAUCCCUUGCCGGGGGCGGUGCACAGCAGAGAACGACUUACGGGGACUCGUUCACCCCACCGAGCUCCCAAGGCGGAAUAAUGGCAGGCCAGCAGGCCUACGGAGCUCCUGGCGCGAGCAUGGGCGGCUAUGGCGGGCACGCAGCAGCAGCCGUAGGAGGGGGAGGCAUGCGGGCUGAGGGAGUGGGCGGCCGAGGGGUGGGGGUCGGGGUCGUCGGUGCCAUCCUGGAGGACGAGGAGGACUACGAGAACGAGCCCCCCUUGCUGGAGGAGUUGGGCAUCAACUUUGAGCACAUCUGGUCGAAAACGCUCGCGGUGAUCUUGCCCACGAAGAAGAUCGAUAUCAACUACCUGGAUGACACGGACCUGGCAGGCCCGCUUGUGUUUUGCUUGUGCUUCGGGCUGUGCCUCCUCUUGACGGGAAAGCCACACUUUGGGUACAUCUAUGGGUUCGGAAUGUUCGGGUGCAUCGCGACGGCGAUGGUGCUCAACCUAAUCGGAGAAAAGCCGAUUGACCUCUGGAAAACGACAAGUGUUUUGGGGUACUGCCUCUUGCCGGUCAUCGGCUUAGCGGCGAUGGGGAUAGUGACGGACCUGCGUGGGAACUUGGGGCACGUGCUGGGGUUCGUGGCGGUGGCCUGGUGCACAAUUUCGGCCACCCGCUUGUUCGAGGAGUAUUUGGAGAUGCGAAGACAGCGGUAUCUCGUGGCCUACCCUGUAGGCCUGCUGUACGCUUGUUUCGUUCUCAUCACGGUGUACUAACCGGGGUCUUGUGUCUCUUGUCCUGGUGUUUUGUGGGGGAUCGAUGCGCGCGCACACCCGUCGCCCUGCUGGUAUAAUACGUGGAGCACUGCUGCCAAUGUACAACGUAGCGCUUCGAAGAUCGCGCGCAUUUCGUGGUUGAUCGAGGUAUUGCCGUCGUUGUUGUUUCUGUGGUCGCUGCU